Xenopus laevis (African clawed frog) is the source of this 1084-nucleotide messenger RNA. RefSeq names its product ubiquitin like 5 L homeolog (gene ubl5.L). Bases 567 to 812 code for a protein of 81 amino acids. NCBI's taxonomy places the organism in Eukaryota, Metazoa, Chordata, Amphibia, Anura, Pipidae. The record is from RefSeq and is a predicted model, not a curated record. The transcript has 5 exons.
UAGGGUAAUGUGAGCCCUAGCAACCAGCCUGCAUAAAUCACAAACAGGAAAUUGGCCGAAUAAAAAAGCUAUACGUCUGCUUCUAAAGAAACAGCUCCAGCCAACAUAUAACAAAACAUUAGAUCAUUGUCCGUAGCAAGGGGAUUCCCUAAAUAUCUGUUUUGAAUGUAAGCAACAGAGAGAAACAGCAGCCUCCUCCAAAGACCUAAGCGAAGACUAAGGACUUCCCGAUAACAAGCGUGACUACGUCAGAUUACUAUAGAUGUAUCCGCCCCCGGAUAGAGAAGCUUUAGCGUACUAUAGAGAGCAGGCUGGCGGUAUAGAUAAUACCCGGAAGUGAGGCGAAAGCGUUCUAACUCCCUAUUGGUGGGAAAGGGGAGCUUACUGAACUGAUAUUAGGCUGUGUGCAAAUGUUUUGAUAACGUCCUGACUUCACGUCUGCUGUGAUUAUUCGUUCCGUAUCAAUAGUCCCAGUAUUUUUGCUGCCAGUAUUUUCCUUAAUAAGCAAGAAAAAUGAUGAUCGAGGUUGUUUGUAACGACCGGCUGGGGAAGAAGGUCCGAGUGAAAUGCAAGUAUCCUUUCAGAGCUGUAAGAUCAACACGAUGCUGUGGAGGCGCAGUUUUACCUCCUUGACUCUUCUCUUAAGCUCGGAUGACACCAUUAAAGAUCUGAAGAAACUCAUUGCAGCGCAAACCGGGACUCGGUGGGAUAAGAUUGUGCUUAAGAAAUGGUACACGAUAUUCAAAGACCACGUGUCAUUAAGUGACUAUGAGAUUCACGAUGGAAUGAACCUGGAGUUGUACUACCAGUAACUUUCCCUUCUCCUGCUGUCUCAGCCCACGACCUCCAGUCUGUCAGACUUCUCUCCCCUGCGCACUUCCCAGGGAUCCUCCAUUUGAAUCGGGAUCAUACAAGUAGGCCGCUGCAGAGAUGUUUUGUUGUUAAAACACAUUAUCAUAUUUAUCUUGCAUACGGGAUGGACUUGCCCUUUAUGUGAAGGGAAGUGGCUCAUCUUUUCAUUGGAAAAUGAUAGUUAGCAAACAAACUUUGUUUUUUUUUUUACUGUAAUAAAAUGUUAAAUUGA